AUGACCUCUUCUUCCGAGAAAACCUUCCUCUUGGAUGGUUUAAUUUCCAUCGAAUACAACACAACCGAUCAUUAUGCCAUCAUCUCAUUUUGUAGUAAGCCUGUAAAUUCUUUGACUCAACCCAUGAUGCAAGGUAUCAUUGAUGCUAUUGAGUUGGUGGAGAAAAAUAAGGCCAUGAAUGCAAUUAUAUUCACCUCGGGUGUUCCUAAAAUAUUCACAGCAGGUUUGGAUCUCAAAUCCAUGUACCAAGUUCCUAAAGUCAAGUUUGAGGAGUUUUGGUCGACUUUGCAAAAAUUCUUCUUGAAAGUUUAUAUUUGCCCAUUAUUCACUAUUUCAUUGAUUAAUGGACAAUGUUUUGCAGGUGGAUGCUUGUUUAGUUUGGCAUGUGAUUAUCGAAUUAUUCAUAAUGAUUAUUCGAUUGGUUUGAAUGAAACAAAAUUUGGUUUGGUUCCACCAAAUUGGUUUUGUGAUGCCUACGAAACAGUGAUUGGAAAACGUCAAUGUGAAAUGCAUAUUCAAUUGGGAACGUUGCAUACUGCUCAGGAAGCACUCAAAAUUGGACUUGUCGAUGAAGUUCACACAGACUUGGAGAUUAUGAAAAAUUCUGCUAUUAAUCAAGUGAAAAAGUGGAAUAAGGUUCACCAAGUGGCAAGACGUGCAUCCAAGUAUGUGCUUAGAAAACCCCUUUACGAUAAGAUGACAGAAAUUUCCAAAUCUGAUAUUGAGUUUGCAUCAAAUUGGGUUGGAUCUCCUGAAGUACAAAAAGCACUUGGAACAUAUUUGCAAAGUUUACAAAGAAAACCUGAGAGCUCCCAAAGAUCAUCCAAAUUGUAA
This is a messenger RNA of Naegleria fowleri, 834 nucleotides long. RefSeq lists its product as uncharacterized. The transcript has a single exon. The coding region runs from base 1 to 834 and encodes 277 amino acids. Gene Ontology annotation, molecular function: enoyl-CoA hydratase activity. NCBI's taxonomy places the organism in Eukaryota, Heterolobosea, Eutetramitea, Acrasida, Naegleriidae. The record is from RefSeq and is a predicted model, not a curated record. Gene Ontology annotation, cellular component: mitochondrion. Gene Ontology annotation, biological process: fatty acid beta-oxidation.